Molecule: messenger RNA, 4119 nt
Organism: Mobula hypostoma (lesser devil ray)
Lineage: Eukaryota; Metazoa; Chordata; Chondrichthyes; Myliobatiformes; Myliobatidae
Product: ubiquitin-like modifier-activating enzyme 1
Exons: 25
Coding region: 160-3228 (1022 amino acids)
Biological process (GO): ubiquitin-dependent protein catabolic process; protein ubiquitination; DNA damage response
Cellular component (GO): nucleus; cytoplasm
Molecular function (GO): ubiquitin activating enzyme activity
Source: RefSeq, a predicted model, not a curated record
UUUUAUUCAAAGCUUUCAGACUGCGCCUUGCUCGUUAACGGCCAUUGCCCUUUUAAGAGGAGUGCAAUUUGGCAGGAAGUAUUUUCUUCAGCUCCCUGUCCAAUCAAUACAGUCAGUCGGUGUUACGGAGAGCGGUCGGGCCAGGCAGAUUUUGAUACCAUGGAGACUCCUGUAGAUUCAUCAGAUAUUGAUGAAGGAUUAUAUUCCAGACAUCUGUAUGUGCUGGGCCAUGAGGCCAUGAGGCAAAUGAAGAACGCAAAUGUGCUGAUCUCUGGGAUGCGAGGGCUUGGUGUUGAGAUCGCUAAAAAUAUCAUCCUUGGAGGAGUCAAAUCAGUAACAAUUCAUGAUGAAGGGACUGCAGAGUGGAGCGAUCUUUCCUCUCAGUUUUAUCUGACAGAGAGAGAUAUUGGGGAGAACAGGGCAGAAGCUUCACAGCCGAGCCUUGUUGGACUAAACAUUUAUGUCCCUGUCUCUUCAUACACUGGGAAGCUGACCAACGACAUCCUCCAAAAUUAUCAGGUGGUUGUGCUGACCAACUCCUCGUUGGAUGAACAGCUGAAGAUUGGGCAGUUCUGUCACCAGAACAGAAUCAAGUUCAUAGUGGCAGAUACGAAAGGCCUCUUUAGUCAGGUGUUCUGUGACUUUGGGGAUGAGUUCAUCGUGACGGACAUGAAUGGGGAAGAGCCUGUGCACACCAUCGUAUCCUGGAUCACCAAGGCGAACCCAGGGUUGGUAACUUGUUUGGACAGGUCACACCAUGGAUUUCAGACUGGAGAUUUUGUGACUUUCUCGGAGGUUCAGGGUAUGACUGAACUGAAUAACUGCAAACCCAUAGAAAUCAAGGUCAUUGAUGCCUAUUCCUUCUCAAUCUGCGACACGACCGGUUUUGGCGAUUACGAGGGAGGUGGGAUUGUAAUGGAAGUAAAGAUGCCACAGCAUUUGACCUUUAAGUGCCUGAAGGAGGAGCUGCGGGAGCCAACAUACCAGACCAUCGACUUUGGCAAAAUGGACAGAUAUGGCACGCUGCACAUUGCCUUUCAGGCUUUGCAUGGGUUUGUGAGGGGGCACGGCCGACUCCCCAGACCCUGGGGAAAGACUGAUGCUGAGCUCUUAGUGAACAUGGCAAAAAAGCUGAGUGAAGAGGUUCCAUCCAUCCUUGGAGAGGAGCCCCUGAACGAGGACUUGGUGAGGAAGCUGGCAUUUGUAGCCACUGGCAACCUGAAUCCAAUCAACGCGUUCAUUGGUGGGGUGGUCGCACAGGAAGUGAUGAAGGCAUGUACUGGGAAGUUCCGGCCUCUCCAUCAGUGGAUGUACUUUGAUGCGCUGGAGUGUUUGCCUGAACAAAAUGAAGAAGUUCUUGCUGAUGAGGAAGCCAUCCGUCCCAGAGAUUGCCGAUAUGAUGGACAGACUACAGUCUUUGGGAUGGACUUUCAACAGAAGCUGAAAUCGCAGAAAUAUUUCCUGGUGGGUGCCGGUGCCAUUGGAUGUGAGCUACUGAAGAACUUUGCCAUGAUUGGUCUGGGAGCAGGAGAAGGUGGGAGCAUCACUGUGACGGACAUGGACACCAUUGAGCGGUCAAACCUCAACCGGCAGUUCCUCUUCAGGCCCAGUGACAUUGCGAAAAUGAAGUCUGAGACGGCAGCAGCAGCAGUAAGGAAGAUGAAUCCCUUCAUAAAUGUCAUUGCUCACCAGAACCGUGUUGGCGAAGAAACAGAGAAUAUUUACAAUCAGGAUUUCUUCGACAAUCUGAACGGAUUGGCGAAUGCGUUGGACAAUGUUGAGACUCGACAGUACAUGGAUGGCCGGUGUGUAUUCUACCAGAAACCGCUGCUAGAAUCUGGCACUAUGGGCACAAAGGCUAAUGUCCAGGUCAUCAUACCCCACGUUACAGAAUCCUAUGGACAUGUUCAGGAUUCUACAGAAAAUUCUAUACCCAUCUGCACAAUCAAGAAUUUCCCCAACGCAAUUGAGCAUACGCUGCAGUGGGCACGGGACCAGUUUGAAGGACUCUUCAAGCAGGCCGGAGAGAAUGUCAACAAGUACCUGGAAAACCCUUCUUUUAUGGAUCAGACCAUGACGCUGCACGAAGGUCAAGCUUUGGAAAUCCUUGAAGGUGUUUACAAGAGCCUGGUUGUCGAUAAGCCCAAAUCCUGGGCUGACUGUGUCGCCUGGGCCAGGAGACACUGGGAGACACAGUACAACAACAUCAUCCGUCAACUGUUGCACAUCUUCCCACCCAAGCAGGUUACAACUUCAGGAGCUCUUUUCUGGUCAGGACCCAAGAGAUGUCCCCAUCAUCUGGAAUUUGAUCCCAGCAAUCCCCUUCACAUGGACUACAUCGUGGCAGCUGCUAACCUGUUUGCCAAAAACUAUUCCAUAGAAGGGUCCAAGGACAGAGCUGCAAUCCAACAGAUCCUUCUGUCUGUUGAUAUUCCUCCCUUCACCCCAAAAUCAGGGAUGAAAAUCCAUACCAGUGACGAAGAAAUGGCGGCAGCUGAGGUUACAGUUGAUAAGGACCGCUUUGAGGAACUGAAGAAGAACCUUUCUUCACGUGCACUGUUCAGUAGGUGUGAGAUGCACCCCAUUGACUUUGAGAAGGAUGACGACACGAACUUCCACAUGGACUUCAUUGUCGCUGCUUCCAACUUGAGGGCAGAGAAUUACAGCAUUCCUCCAGCCGACCGCCACAAGAGCAAACUGAUUGCUGGACGGAUCAUCCCUGCAAUCGCCACCACCACAGCUGCUGUGGCUGGCCUGGUGUGCUUGGAGCUCUACAAGGUGGUGCAGGGUCAGAGGCCAAAAACUGCCUACAGGAAUGGCUUCGUCAACUUGGCCUUGCCUUUAUUUGCCUUCUCGAUACCUCUAUCUCCUCCGAAAAAGAAGUACCAUGACAUUGAAUGGACACUCUGGGAUCGGAUUAAUGUACAAGGCAUUCAACCAAAUGGGAACGAGAUGACACUGGAGGAAUUCCUGAACUAUUUUAAGGCUAAGCAUAAUCUGGAUGUUAUAUUUAUUCACUGUGGGAGCUGGAUGGUGUAUGCCUGUCAUAUGACCCCAUCUCAACUCAAGGAGCGAUUAUCGCAGAGGAUGUCGGAAAUUGUGGCAAAACUACAGGGAAAGGUGAUUGAAAAUCAUGUGAAGGUCCUAAUGUUUGGAGUAGACUACAGUCACGAGAAUGGUGAAGAAGAUGAUCUUGAAGUCCCCCCUGUUUACUAUUGGAUCCAGUGAAACCACUCAGUAUAUUUUCCCACAAUGAUAUCCCUUCCCAUCAUGCCAUGGGGAUAGUAAGAAUGCUCAAUACGCUUUCCUAUAAUACAAUCCUCUCCCAUCAUGCCAAUGGGGAUAGUAAUAACGCUCAGUACGCUUUCCUAUAAUGCAAUCCUCUCCCAUCAUGCCAAUGGGAUAGUAAGACCACAGUACACUUUCCAUAAUGCAAUCACUUCCCAUCAUGCCAUGGAGAUAGUAAGACAGUAUGAUUUCCUAUAAUGCAAUCCCCUCCCAUCAUGUCAUGGGGAUAGUAGGAUCACGCAAUAUCAUUUCCCAUAAUGCAAUCCCUCCCAUUCUGCCAAGCCACCAUUACUCAUUGUACUGGUGUUAUCUGAAUGUUUAUUGAGCCUCUGCAUUUUUUAACAGCACUCAAGAUUCAAGUUUUAUAAUAAUUAGAUUUAUUAGUCACAUGUAUAUCAUAAGAGCAUAAGGCUGUGAGACAUAGGAGCAGAAUUUAGGCUAUUUGGCCCAUCAGGUCUGCUCUGUCAUUCCAUCAUGGCUGAUUUCUUAUCCCUCUCAACCCCAUUCUCCUGCCUUCUCCCCAUAACCUUUGACACACUUACUAAUCAAGAACCUGUCAACCUCUACUUUAAAUACAUCCAAUGAGUUGGCCUCUACAGCCAUCUGUGGCAAUGAAUUCCACAGAUUCACUACCCUCUGGUUAAAGAAAUUCCUCCUCAUCUCUGUUCUAAAUAGACGUCCCUCUAUUCUGAGGCUGUGCCCUCUGGUCCUAGACUCCCCCACUAUAGGAAACAUCCUCUCCAUGUCCACUUUAUCUAGGCCUUUCAAUAUUUAAUAGGUUUCAAUUAGAUGAAGAAAAUGAAUCUCGAGCUUCUAUGUACUUUAUUAAUA